UUUGCCUUUGACAAUACGUUAUUUAGCUGACUCUCUCGCAGUCUGGAGCUAUUCAAACAAAGCAGCUAGCCGGUGAGGACGAUAAAUACCUCACCGCUCUUCCAGGAACAGUCCGCUGUCUGUAAGGUGCUCGGGACUACGUGGUGUUUUGACUGCAGUGAAGAGGAGCGCAACAAAGAUGUCCAAAGACACGGAAGGAAAGAGUGAGAAAAUCAUGGAUACGGAGAACAAGGUGCUUUGGUACCCGGACUCCAAGAGGAACACACAGAUGGACAAGUUUAGGAUACAGGUCAACUCGGACUACGGACUUAAUCUGGCUAACUACAGUGAUCUUUAUCAGUGGUCUGUUGACAAUUAUCCAGAGUUCUGGGCAGAGGUGUGGCGCUACUGUGGCGUUGUCAGCUCCAAACCAUACGAGGAGGUGGUGGACGUAUCCAAGCGCAUCUCAGAUGUUCCAGAGUGGUUUAAAGGAGCUCGACUCAACUACGCAGAGAACCUGCUUAAGCAUGCCGACCAGGACAAAGUGGCUCUUUAUUCAGCAAGGGAGGGGAAUGAGGAGAUCAUGAAGGUAACAUUCGGGGAACUAAAGCGUAAUGUGGCAUUAUUUGCUGCAGCUAUGAGAAAGAUGGGUAUUCAGACGGGAGACAGGGUUGCAGGUUACCUGCCCAAUGGUGUCCAUGCAGUAGAAGCCAUGUUAGCAGCUGCCAGCAUCGGGGCCAUUUGGAGCUCCACAUCAGUAGAUUUUGGGGUUAAUGGUGUCCUUGACAGAUUUUCUCAAAUCCAGCCCAAACUGAUCUUCUCAGUAGCUGCUGUGGUUUACAACGGCAAAACACACGACCACGUGGAAAAGCUGAUAAACGUUGUGAAAGGUUUACCUGACUUGAAUAAAGUAGUUGUGAUCCCCUAUGUUUUGUCCAAGGAAGAGACCAACCUCUCCAAAAUUCCCAACAGCGAAUUCCUUGAUGACUUUUUGGCGUCUGGCCGUGGCGAAGGGGACCAGUUCCCUCAGCUGGAGUUUGAGCAGCUUCCUUUCAACCAUCCUCUGUUUAUUAUGUACUCUUCUGGAACUACAGGAGCUCCUAAAUGUAUGGUCCACUCUGCUGGGGGCACGCUCAUCCAGCACUUGAAAGAACACAUUCUCCAUGGCAACAUGGUCUCCAAUGAUGUCAUCAUUUACUACACUACUACCGGCUGGAUGAUGUGGAACUGGCUGGUGUCUGCUCUGGCAGUGGGGGCCUCAGUGGUUUUAUACGAUGGUUCACCGCUGAUGCCAACAGCCAAUGUGCUGUGGAACCUGACAGACAAGCUCAGCAUUACUAUCUUUGGCACCGGAGCUAAGUGGCUGUCUGUGUUGCAGGAGAAGAACCUCAAACCCUCGGAAACACACAAUCUCCAGUCUCUUCACACCAUACUGUCCACUGGAUCUCCACUCAAACCUCAGAGCUACGACUAUGUCUAUCGCUGCAUCAAGAGCACCGUGCUGCUGGGUUCCAUCUCAGGGGGCACUGAUAUAGUUUCCUGUUUCAUGGGCCAAAACCCAACAGUCCCAGUGUAUCGGGGAGAGAUCCAGUCAAGAAACCUUGGCAUGGCUAUAGAAGCUUGGAGUACUGAGGGUAAACCAGUUUGGGGGGAGAGUGGAGAGCUUGUCUGCCUGAAGCCAAUCCCUUGCCAACCAACUCACUUCUGGAAUGAUGAGAAUGGGAGCAAAUAUCACAAAGCUUACUUUUCUACAUUUCCUGGUGUUUGGGCCCAUGGAGAUUAUUGUAAAAUCAACCUAAAGACAGGAGGCAUGGUCAUGCUGGGCAGAAGUGAUGGCACACUGAACCCUAACGGAGUUCGCUUUGGGAGUUCAGAGAUCUACAACAUCGUGGAGGCUUUCGAGGAAGUGUCAGACAGCCUUUGUGUGCCCCAGUACAAUGAAGAUGGAGAGGAAAGAGUUAUUUUGUUCUUAAAGAUGGCUCCUGGAAAGCCCUUCCAUCCAGAACUGGUGACGAAGAUUAAAGUAGCCAUCAGAAAAGCUUUGUCUGCCCGACACAUCCCUGCCUUGCUUCUGGAGACAAAAGACAUUCCCUACACCAUCAGCGGUAAGAAAGUGGAGGUUGCUGUGAAGCAGAUCAUUGCUGGUCGGGAAGUUGCGCAAAGAGGAGCAUUUUCCAACCCUGGUUCACUGGAUCUCUACAAGAACAUUCCAGAGCUGCAAAACUAUUAAAGAUGAAACUCUGAGGCAGAUGGAAGGAUGGUGGAAACUGAAGGCACUCUGGGCUUUAUGUUUGCAAAUGUUUUUAAAAUAAUAGGAAAUUAAGUUAAUAAGAUGAUUGUAUAAUGCAGAGAGGAGAUUUAACACCAUGAGGUACACUGGUCCAUAGGCAAGCUUUUAAUACUGUCUUCGUGCUGCUGCUCCUGGUCUGUCAUGCUGUUCAAAUAAAUGUUAAACUGAAUAGAACUGUGGGUUUAAUACAAUGUGCACAACAGUGCUUGUGAAAAAGCUUAUGCUGUAAAGCCAGUUAUGAAAACUUUAAGUGCAGCAUUAAGUGUUAGGGUUCACAGUUUGGUUUUGGUCGUCCUUUAAACAACUACAUCCCUCUUCAGUAGCAAUCUCUAACCCUUAUGCACCUUCAGAGAAGAUUUAAGAAUAAAACCUGUGAAGGUGUGGAGGAAACUUCACUUCGGCUGUGGCCCAUCUCAGCAUAUCAAUUAUAUGGUGUGCAUUGCUUUUUUGAUGUAUGUGUGUGAGUGUAUGUGUAUAUAUAUGCAUAAUAAUAUAAAGACUAAUGUAUAUUUUUGGACAAUGAACUUAUGUUUAUAAUUAUGCAUUUAAAUAUAACCAUCGAAACGUAACCAAAGGUUUGGGUUCUGUGUGGGUCUUGCAUGACAUGUCGAAGUUUACUCACAAUAAUUAGGAAUCCUAGAUGCACUUACAGAACUCCCUGCUUUUCAUCUUUAUUUACAUGAUCAAAUUGGAAACCCCUUCUAAAAUUGGUUCCAUGAUACUGUUCAGUUAAUUAAUGGUGAUAUGGAGGUUUUCCUUAAGGAAAAUAUUUAUCUGUGCAGCCAUCAUACAGUUUAGAGUGCCUUGCAAUUUUAUUGGUAACCCUUUAGCUUUUUUCCCUAUUUGUCUUAUUACGACAACAUGCUCAAAUAUAUUUCAUUGGGAUUUUUUUUUUUACAGACCAAUGCAAUGUAGUGCAUAGUUUUGAAGUGGAUUAAAAAUGAUACAUGGUAUUUGACAAAUAAAAAUCUGUGCUGUGGAUAUGUAUUCAGGACCUGUAAGAUCAAACUUUGUAGCACCACUUAGACACACUUUGUUGCUUGUUUUCACUAGCAUUGCACAUCUUGAGAGUGACUUUUUUGUCCGGUCCAUUCAAAAUAGUCAUAGCUUGGUCAGAACAGGUGGAGAGCAUUGAUGAACAUACGUUUUCAAGUCUUGUCACAUCCUCAAUAUGAUAGGUCUGGGCUUUGACUGGACUGUUCUAACACAUAAAUAUGACUUUAUCUAAACCAUUCUAUUUUAGUUCUGGCAGUAUGUUUAGGGUCCUGCUGAAAAGGUGAAACUUUGUCCCUAGUCUUAAGUCUUUGGCUGCCCCUAAGAUUUUUUUUCAGGAUUGCCCUGUUUUUAGCUCCUUCCUUUUUCUGUUUGCUGUACCCUACAUGACUCAUGGCAAACUCCAAACUGGACAUUUUUUAAGCUUUCUAACUCUUUACACUCUUUUAUACCAGAUUCUCCUGCACAGUUAAUAGUCCAUCCAUCCACUGAUCCACUGGCUAUACCUGCUUGUCCAUGCAGGUCCCUGGGGGGACUGGUGCCUAUCUCCAGCGGUCAUUGGACAAGAGGCGGGAUGCACCCUGGACAGGUCGCCAGUCACAGGGGACAAAUACUUAUACCUAAGGGCAAUUUAGAGUAACCAGUUGACCUAACAGUCAUGUUUUUGGACUAGGAGAGAAAGCUGGAUUAGCCAGAGAGAACGGCGGGAAUAUGCAAAAGACUAUUAGUCAUCCUGUCAAAUUCUCCCACCUAACCUGUGGAUCUCUACAGCUACUCCAGAGUUACAGUGGGCCUCUUGGCUACUUUUCUGAUUAGUGCUUACCUUACCUGGUUUGUAGGUUUAGAUUGACUGGCCAUGUCUUGGUAUUUUUGCCACUAUGCCAUAAUUUUUCCGAUGAUGGAUUUAGGUUGUCUAUAUUCAAAGCUUGAGAAAUUAUUUUAGGACCUACUUUAGGAUCCUUCUGUAUCAUUUCUCUUUCACUUCAGAAUGAUCAUGUACUUUGUCUUGAUUCAUCACAUCUAUCUUAAUAUACUACUUUGAAGUUUGUGGUCAUUAUGUGACAAAAUGUGAAGCUUUAAGGGGUAUGACUACUUUUGCAAGGCACUAGGUUUAAUCAAAAUGAUGAGUUUAUGUAAAUGUUGGUUUUGUCACAUUACCUUUGUCAGUGAAUAUCUACAUCAUCACACAUGUCAUAACCUUUUAGAUCUCUUUAAAACAAACUUUUGCUUUUUUUACACAGGAACAAAUAUGUAUUUAUUUGAAACUUUCUCCUUGGGUGUUGAAGACAGGAUGGAAGAACUGAAAUAAGUUCGGUUAUUUGCAGCAAUGUUGGUCAGUAUAAAUAAUAAAAAAACAACAACUGCCAGUCACUUUUAUACCUAUUCUAGAAAAGAUUGACUAAAAUGUGAUUUUGUUCGACCAUUCACAUCUCAGACAGGGAACAGUUUAUGACCUUUGUUACAUGUUUUGUGAUCGUGAAGUUAAUAUUUCAUAGGUGGCUUGAAUGCAAACAAUUCGUCUGUAAUUCUCUGCUUUUUAUCUCGGACAUCAUAUUCUUAAUUGAUCCAUUUUUCACAGGAAUCCUGUGGAAUGAAACGGUAUCCUCAUAGCGAUGUUUUAUUGACAGUAUGUAUGAUGUUAUUUUGCCUUGUUUAAAUAAAGAAAUGUUGGUUCUUUCAUGAAGAGAAUAAUCAGAGACUGGACAGCUGUACAAUUUCCACUUUACUACAUGCAUAUAUGACAGGAUAUGUAAAAAAAACUACUGAAGCAAAAAUAAAGAUUAAAAUUAUA
Molecule: messenger RNA, 5054 nt
Organism: Girardinichthys multiradiatus
Lineage: Eukaryota; Metazoa; Chordata; Actinopteri; Cyprinodontiformes; Goodeidae
Gene: aacs
Product: acetoacetyl-CoA synthetase
Exons: 18
Coding region: 179-2209 (676 amino acids)
Biological process (GO): positive regulation of insulin secretion; lipid metabolic process
Cellular component (GO): cytosol
Molecular function (GO): acetoacetate-CoA ligase activity
Source: RefSeq, a predicted model, not a curated record